AUGCUCGAGUCAUCUUCACCAACAUUGACAUGGACCAACGUCCUGAUCGGACUCCUAUUCAUCCUAUUCGAUUCCCUUCUGUCCCUAGUGUUGGGCUUGGGAAUAGGGGGUUCCCUUAUGGUGGCCGCCGGAAGAUGCGUCUUGCAGUUGAGCGUGAUGGGUCUGAUAUUGGAUAAAGUGUUUGCUAGUAACAACAUAUGGGGGGUGUUUGGUAUUGCAGCUCUACUAAAUGUCUUGGGCGCCUUUGAAGCUACUUAUAACAAAUCGAAGAGAAGGUUCAGUAAUAUGUUCCCCCUAAUCCUCGCGUCAAUGUUAAGUGGUACCGUACCAAUCUCAGUGAUAGGAACGAGAUUCGCAAUGUCCCAAAAUCCAUUCUGGAAACCUGAUCAAUAUGUACCUAUAAUAGGUAUGAUAUUAGGAAAUGCUAUAUCGGCAAUUGGGAUCGCUCUUAAUACGGUCCACAAAGAGUUCUCAGAGAACAAGGAUAAAGUAGAGACUUACCUUGCCUUCGGAGCAAGUAGGUUCGAAGCUUGUAAACCUGUUGGAAAAGAGGCCUUGAAGUUGGCUUUGUUACCAACUGUCAACCAGAUGAGUGUCAUUGGUCUGAUUUCGAUUCCGGGUAUGAUGACUGGCGCCAUAGUAGGCGGUAAGAGUGUUGAACAAGCAGCUCGUUUACAGAUGAUUAUCAUGUUCAUGAUAUCAGCCUCAUCAGCAUUAUGUACUCUCCUCGCCCUGUUCUUCUCUCUCACCACAUUAGUCGAUUCCCGAUGUCGAAUCCGACCUGAUCGUCUGGACUCUCGUAAACCCAUCUUCUACCGAUAUAGGGAUCUGGCAGGGGAGAAAAUCUGGAAAGGAUUGAAGGGGCUGAAGUGCUGGGGAAGGAAGGAGAGUGGAACGGAGGAGGAGAGAAGGGGUCUAUUGAAUGGCGGACACGAAUGA
This is a messenger RNA of Kwoniella botswanensis, 939 nucleotides long. RefSeq lists its product as uncharacterized. NCBI's taxonomy places the organism in Eukaryota, Fungi, Basidiomycota, Tremellomycetes, Tremellales, Cryptococcaceae. The transcript is spliced from 8 exons. The coding region runs from base 1 to 939 and encodes 312 amino acids. The record is from RefSeq and is a predicted model, not a curated record. Gene Ontology annotation, cellular component: plasma membrane.